CAACUAAUGACCAUUGGCAUAAUUGUACAUAGUUGUUGAAACCCGUUGAAGAAGUGUACACAUUGAUCCAUGUAUAUUAUUGAUUGAAAAGAUGUUGAACAGCCUAAAAGGAAAUAUUUCAAGAACGAUGUUAAAAAAUAAAUGUAAGAAAGAAAUCGAAAACAUAUUGCAAGAGGGGAAUAACACUGUCUAUGUAGCAGAAGAUGUCAAAACAGAUGGAUUCGUUCCAAUAUAUAACGAUCAAGAUUGCAGUAAGCCGCAAAAAAACAAAAAAUCAGAUAGGAUAGCAUUAGCCCCAGUUCCAGAAUCCGACUGGGAAAAUAAGGAAAAUUUUCGAAUAAAUAAAAAAAGUAAUACGAAUGAGGCUGGACCUUCUUCAAAAAAACAACGAACAAAUGUGAAAACGCUAACCUUAGACGAAAAAUUUGAAAGACUACCAAAAAUAGACGUUUCACCAAUUAUACGAAAUACUUUCUCUAAUUACAUUAUCAAAAAGAAGUCAAGUGAUGCUAGAAUACCCAAAUUAAUAAAACGACAAAGACCAGCUCGCUUAACAGACUAUUUGGACCAGCCUUUCCAGGAUAUAUGGCGUGAUAAUUUUCAAACAUCACUGGAUAGAGAACAGGAAGUACUUCCAGUUGAUUUUUUGACGAGAUUUGGAGUCAGUAAAAUGGACAGAGCGAGAUGUAUUAAUAUACUACUAAAAAUACAGGUUUUUUAUCAUCUGUAUGAAGAAAUAGUUUAUUGCAGUGUAAAUAUGUUUGACAGAAUAUUAUUUUCAAUAGAAAUACCACCAUGUGUAUAUGAGUUAGUUGCUGCUACUUGCCUUUGGUUGGCGUCUAAGAUGUCAGGACAGAUAAUGACGCCAAGCAAUAUUUUAAUGAUGUGCUCUGAAAUAUAUAUAUCCCAACAAAUGAUUCGCAUGGAAAGAAAAAUAUUGAAGAUAUUAGAUUUUCGCAUUCCACAUAUAGAACCUGCAUUUUUUGUCGAAUAUUUCUUUUUAGAACAUCAGAUUCUGCCAGGUUCGAAACUCUACGAUUCCACUUAUUUUAUAUUAGACUUUUCAACACUCUUUGAGGAAUUCUCAAACUUUUUCCCCAGCGAAAUUGCAGCUAGUUCUAUAUUGAUAGCAGUAAAAUUAUUCCACAAAGACAAGCAACAAGAGGUUUUGAACUAUUUGAAAAAAACAAUACCAACGGAAAAGUUAGCAAGAUCUUACCAGUUUCAACUGAAACUCCUCCAGUCCAUGUCUACGAUGGAUGAAAACAUGGUAUCUAAGGUUUUGUUAGCGAAAUAUAAGAAUUGCGUAUGGCUGUUACCUGUCGAACGAAGUACUGAAAAUAUUCCCAUGGUUAAUCUAUAGUUAUUUUUGACUAUUUUAAUUUAUAGAUACAGAAGUAGCGGGUGUUCCAGAAGUAGCGGGUCGGUCGAAUAUCUCGCGAAAUGAACAUCCGAUCGAAGAACUGAAAAAUAUGGGUUCAAUAUGUUUCAAAAAUCUAUCGAAUGAUACCAAACACAGCCAUACAAUCGACCCCCUGGAGGUGGGGUGAGGUAACUUUAAAAUAUUAAAUAGGAAUCCCCAUUAUUUAUUGCAGAUUUGGAUUCCUUACCUAAAAGUAAGUAACUUUUAUUCGAGACAUUUUUUCGAAUUGUGGAUAGAUGGCGCUAUAAUCGGAAAAAACGAUUUAUCCAGAUACACUAAGUAAAUUAUACAAACGCUUUAAUAUCUCAAGAAAUAUACCUCUAAAUGAAAAACCAAAAACAUGUGUUUAAUAUUUUUCAAAAACCUAGGGAAUAACACUAAACACGACGCCCCCACUCCAUCCCAUGGAAGUGAUGUGGAGGUAACUUUAAAAUCUUAAAUAGGAACCCCCGAUUUUUAUUGCAAAUUUGGAUUUCUCAUAAAAAAAUAAGGAGUGUUUAUUCGAGACAUUUUUUAGAAUUAUUGAUAGAUGGUGCUGUGAUUAGGAAAAUACGAGUUAUUAACGCCAUCUAUCAACAAAUCUAAAAAAUGUCUCAAAUAAAUGUUACUUACUCUUUUACGAGGUACUCAAAUCUGUCAUAAAAAUGGGGGUUCCUAUUUAAGAUUUUAAAGUUACCCCCACCCCACCUCCAUGGGAUGGAGUGGGGGUCGUGUUUAGUGUUAUUCGAUAGGUUUUUGAAAAAUAUUAAACCAUGUUUUUGGGUUUUCAUUUGGAAGUGUAUUUCUCGAGAUAUUAGACCGUUUCUAUAAUUUACCUAGGGCAGUGGUGGGCAAACUUUUUUAAAGGGGGCCACAAAGUUUAAGAAAUUCUAUAAGGGGGGCCAGAAUUACUGAAAAAAUGCAUUUAGUGUUAAAGCUAUCUGUAUACUAUGCACGUCGAUGGACCCUCUGCGGGCCGGAUUAAAUACUUUCGCGGGCCGGAAUUCGAAAGUCCACAAUUUGAAAAAUACCUGGAAUGAAACUUACUUAUUGUGCUUAAGCAAUCCGAAUCUGCAAUAAAAAACGUGGGUUCCUAUUUAAGAUUUUAAAGUUACCCCCACCCCACCUCCAGUGUGUGGAAGGGGGUGUCGUGUUUGGUGUUAUUCGAUAGAUUUUUGAAAAAUAUUGAAAAUGUAUUUUUCAGUUUUUUGAUCCCAUGUAUAUUUCGCGAGAUAUUCGACCGUUCCGCUACUUUUGGGACACCCUAUAACUGUUGUGUAUGUUAGUUGUGUUGUGUUUCAAUUAUUAAUUGUACGAGGACUGAGAAUUUUACCAAAUAACCAAAUAAUUAUUGAAUGUAGUAAUAGAAUAGCAAAGUUAUAUUUUUAAAACACUAUAACUUUAAGUAUAAACAUGG
This is a messenger RNA of Diabrotica virgifera virgifera (western corn rootworm), 2819 nucleotides long. RefSeq lists its product as uncharacterized. Bases 92 to 1363 code for a protein of 423 amino acids. Gene Ontology annotation, biological process: regulation of cyclin-dependent protein serine/threonine kinase activity; mitotic cell cycle phase transition. NCBI's taxonomy places the organism in Eukaryota, Metazoa, Arthropoda, Insecta, Coleoptera, Chrysomelidae. Gene Ontology annotation, molecular function: cyclin-dependent protein serine/threonine kinase regulator activity. Gene Ontology annotation, cellular component: cytoplasm; cyclin-dependent protein kinase holoenzyme complex; centrosome. The transcript is spliced from 8 exons. The record is from RefSeq and is a predicted model, not a curated record.